AUGAGUUCUUCCACCGCCGAGGGGUUCAAUCCCCCUGAAGUACCGGUAGACGUGCUUCUUAUCAAAGUCAUGUCGCCGGUCUCCGGCUUUCCACGAGACCUCACCUUCCGGAUGUUAGCGACAUCCACCAUUAAAGAUGUCAAGGACCAGAUUGCUGGUUCUCUAGAUUCAAGACCACCGUGUGACCAACAGCGCCUAAUCUAUCGGGGGAAGAUGAUGCAAGACGAGAGCAGACUGGAAACAGUCCUCGGGCUUGACUCUGGACAGGUCGGAAGCGUUAGUUCAUUAUAUCCCUCACAUCGCCCUCUAUCCUACCCCCUUCGCUGACCGUAUUUACAUAGGAUCUGAGGGAAGCAUUUACCUUUCACUUGAUGCUUCCGCCUCCACCUAGCCCCGUGCCAGCCCCUGCGCCUGCGACCACGCCCAUAGUACAAGACACGCUUCCCAAUGCCUCCACUUUCCAUACGAGGCCUGGGCCCAUAACCCCCAUAUUCAGCGAACAGAUUCCCGAGGAAGGCACUGCCCAUUCGGGGCCCGGGGGGCUCGCUCGGUCAGGGCUGCAAAGACCGGAAGGGUUGCAGCAGCAGCUUCGGCAAAGACGAGAACAUCUAAAUUCGAGACUAGGGCCUGAUCAAGCGAGCAGUAGUGGAGCAUCGGCUCCUGGAGCAAGCAACUAUGAUCUAGCGCCGGGAUCGGAAACUAGUGCCUCCAUGACCCCAACCAGAACACUCUCGGCGGCAAAUACUGACAACGGCGACUUUUAUUCAGGCUCUCUUUAUGGGCCUUCGCGGGGAUAUGCGACAUCGCGGAGCGAACCAGUGGCGCCAAGUCAAGCGAGAGUCGAGCAGAGACAGCCUUACGAGCGGCCGCGCGAGAGGCCUUCGCUUCAUGAUGAUACUACUACACCUCCGUUUACGCAUCUCUCUCCACCGCCUGAGCAGCUACCGGUGUUCCACCUACCAGCCAAUAACCCACAUCCUAUUACCAGGACCAGUCCAGUAUAUCUUCUGCAAGAUGUGAGCGGUAGACCUAGGGCACUUCUGUUAGGACCCCCGAGAGGCACAAAUCCCACACUGGCCGAGGUAAUAAAUGAUCUAAGAGGACCUUUGGGGCCGCCGGGCGCUGGUCUUCCUGAUCUGCGCGAACUCGGGUUGCCCCCCCUUCCAGAUCUUGCUAACCUUGGCGCUGUGGGGGGUAUUGCCGGAAACAAUCUUCUCGGCGCUGGAUUGGGUCUUGGAGACCAUUUCGGGGGUGCCCAUGCUCACCAUCGAGUCGGCUUCCACGGCGCGGCGCUGGAGAGACCCAGGCGGAUUGGCCGGCUCAAUCUUCCUGAUUUGAUACAUGGAGUUCGAGCCCAUGCAUCGAAUUUCUGGCUAGCCGUAAGACUAGCCGUCUUUGUGAUUCUGUUCACCGGAAGUGGAGGCUGGAGGAGAAUGCUCUACCUUGGCUCGGUUGCUGUGGCAAUAUUCGGUAAGCAAUGCAUUCCCAUAUCAAUUCCACACAACCUACUAACUCCCCCAAACAGUCUGGCAAACUGGUGUCCUUGAACCCUUUCUCCGCCCAAUAAUCGACACCAUCAAUCCACCUCCACCGCCGGCGCAACCCCCUGCUCCAGGCCCCACCCAGCAGGUCCCCGACCAGCCCCAACCGCAAGCCGCCGCCGGCAACCCGAACCAUGGCAAUCCUCCUCUAGAACACGCCGCGGACGCAAACGCGAACCAACUCGACCCGGCCCGAACCGCGCAAAUGCUAAUUGACCGCCAACAGAAUCGCUUCAGGGACAUCUUCCGCGGCAUAGAACGAUGCAUAAUGAUCUUCCUAGCAAGUCUUAUCCCGGGACUCCACGAACGGCACGUUGACGCCGUGGAACAACGGCAACGGGACGAAACGCAGCGACAGCAAUUACUCCAACAUCAGCAACAUCAGCAAGCUGGUGCUGCUGGGAGUGGUGACAUGGAAGUGAACGAUGAAGGUGAAGGAGGAGCGGGAGCGGGAGCGGGGCAAGUGCCUCCUCCAGCACCACAACCAGAACCUCAAAUGGACGAGGUGGAUGUGGACCCCUUGGUAGUCUUGUAG
This is a messenger RNA of Tuber aestivum (summer truffle), 2076 nucleotides long. Lineage: Eukaryota; Fungi; Ascomycota; Pezizomycetes; Pezizales; Tuberaceae. The record is from the annotation of a GenBank genome assembly.